AUGCCCUCUUCGCCCAAUGUGGUCCCGGGGACUCCCCGAGUGAUCUCUCCGUCGCCCUCAGCUUCAGAUCCUUCAGAGACACGAGAUGAAUACCUAGCGCCUCAGACACGGUCAUCUGCACGCCGGCAACGUCUUUCGGGAGUCGUGGAGGGAUCCGAGUCGACGGGAUCUCGCAGCACGCGAGCAGCUGCAACACCCACAGCCUCAUCGCGGAAGCGUCGGUCGAAUCCCAAAAUCCCUGCCUCACCACCACGGAGUAACGGCAGUACUUCCAAUGGCUAUCUGUCACCAAAUUCAAGACUUCCGAAGGGUGCACGCGACCUUUCGCGGUCCCCAUCGCCGCUCGGUCUCAUUCCUCUCCACACGCGCUACCGCUCCUUUAUCCACCGCCAUGAAAUCCCGCGCAAGCUUCUACAUGUGUCGAUCGGAUUCCUUACUCUCAGUUUGUACACUCGAGGUGUUCAGACGCUGCAGAUCACGCCGGUGCUCUUCACAGCACUGGUGCCUAUCGCCGUCACAGACUUCGUGCGCCACCGCUCCGAGAAGGUGAACAAGUUCUAUGUCCGCUCGCUGGGUGCGCUUAUGCGCGAAACCGAGGUGUCAGGCUACAACGGUGUGAUCUGGUACCUCCUGGGUGCGUACGCCGUGCUGCGCUUCUUCCCCAAGGAUGUCGGCGUCAUGGGUGUUCUCCUACUCAGCUGGUGCGACACUGCCGCGUCGACGUUCGGCCGUCUCUGGGGCCGCUACACCCGUAAUCUUCGUCCCGGAAAGAGCUUAGCUGGGACCGCGGCCGCCUGGUUUGUUGGCGUCGUCACCGCCGCCACCUUCUGGGGUUGGUUCGUGCCCUACAUCGGCACGUUCCCCAACGACCCGGAGGGCGCUUUCAUGUUUACUGGUCGUUUGAACCUCCUUCCGGAUUGUAUUCGCGGCCUUCUGCCUUGGACAACCGACAGCACAUCUGGUGUCAUCACUGGCCCCCUAGCUCUCGGCGUCAUGAGCGUCGUCUCCGGCUUUGUCGCUGCCGGAAGCGAGUUUAUCGACCUGUGGAGCUGGGACGAUAACCUGACCAUCCCUGUCCUGAGUGGACUGGGCCUUUGGGGCUUCCUGAAGGUUUUUGGAUAG
Molecule: messenger RNA, 1122 nt
Organism: Penicillium riverlandense
Lineage: Eukaryota; Fungi; Ascomycota; Eurotiomycetes; Eurotiales; Aspergillaceae
Product: diacylglycerol/polyprenol kinase family protein
Exons: 1
Coding region: 1-1122 (373 amino acids)
Biological process (GO): phosphatidic acid biosynthetic process
Cellular component (GO): endoplasmic reticulum membrane
Molecular function (GO): ATP-dependent diacylglycerol kinase activity
Source: RefSeq, a predicted model, not a curated record